AUGUGGCCCAUCUUGUCCACUGGCCCACCUUGUGGCCCACCAUGUAGCCCACCUUGUGGCCCAGCCUGUGGCCCAUCUUGUCCACUGGCCCACCUUGUGGCCCACCAUGUAGCCCACCUUGUGGCCCAGCCUGUGGCCCACCCUGUGGCCCACCAUGUGGCCCACCAUAUGGCCCACCUUAUAGCCCACCUUAUAGCCCACCAUGUGGCCCACCCUGUGGCCCACCCUGUAGCCCACCUUGUGGCCCACCCUGUAGCCCACCCUGUGGCCCACCCUGUAGCCCACCCUGUGGCCCACCCUGUAGCCCACCCUGUGGCCCAGCCUGUGGCCCACCCUGUGGCCCAGCCUGUAGCCCACCCUGUGGCCCACCCUGUGGCCCACCCUGUAGCUCACCCUGUGGCCCACCCUGUAGCCCACCCUGUGGCCCAGCCUGUGGCCCACCCUGUGGCCCAGCCUGUGGCCCACCAUGUGGCCCACCAUGUGGCCUACCCUGUGGACCACCAGUUAACUCCUGUCAACACAAUCUGA
Molecule: messenger RNA, 528 nt
Organism: Physella acuta
Lineage: Eukaryota; Metazoa; Mollusca; Gastropoda; Physidae
Product: transcriptional regulatory protein AlgP-like
Source: RefSeq, a predicted model, not a curated record